Messenger RNA from Salvia miltiorrhiza (redroot sage), 1312 nucleotides. RefSeq names its product 2-hydroxy-palmitic acid dioxygenase MPO1. NCBI's taxonomy places the organism in Eukaryota, Viridiplantae, Streptophyta, Magnoliopsida, Lamiales, Lamiaceae. Gene Ontology annotation, biological process: sphingoid catabolic process. The transcript is spliced from 6 exons. Gene Ontology annotation, cellular component: endoplasmic reticulum. Bases 571 to 1161 code for a protein of 196 amino acids. The record is from RefSeq and is a predicted model, not a curated record.
GCUUUAAGCAAUGUUUGACCAGAACCAUAGAGCUUCAACAUCUUGGAUAGCUGCAUUUCCCAAGGAAAAUUGAAAAUAAAUCAAAUAGCAUAACGCAGAGAGAGCAUAGAUAACAUCGGCAAUUCGGCAUUCCAAUCAAACUAGUAUUAACGCCUCUCUCUCUCUCUCACGUUUCCGGCCACUCUGUGUUGCCGUCGUCGUCGGCUUGCCCAACCCCCUCAUCUCCCAAUCUCCCUCAUCACGUGUCGCCGCCUUCGCUCAGCCCCCUGUGGCCCCGAUUCGUCCCCCCUUCUCAAUCCUUGGCGCCUGCGUCUGCAACAGCGUUUAUUCCUCUUCACUUCAUCAUCUCGACCGAUUUGCUGCCAACGCCGUCGAACCAACACAAGUUUUCUGCAACAAAAAAAGAGAAGAUUUUUCGAAAAAAUAGGACAUAAGAGUUACAAAUCUAAAAUUGCACAAUGGAAAGAUGAAAAAUUAGCAGAUAAUGAUAAUCUAUUUAUAGAGCCGCUUGACGCUUGUUUAGACUUUCGUGAACAAUCAAGAAAGGAGAGAAAGAAGCAAACUUUGGAGAUGGGCAUGUUUGAUUUGGAGGAGCAGUUUGCUUUCUAUGGAGCUUAUCACAACAACCCCAUAAACAUAGCUUUCCACAUGGUCUUUGUUUGGCCAAUCUUGUUUACAGCACUGCUUCUUUUGAAUUUCUCCCCGCCUUUAUUCACUCAGUCGCCGAUUCAUUUGUUGGGUCAGAGUUUCUUGGUCCUCAAUUACGGCUUCUUGCUCACUGUGAUUUAUGCUCUGUAUUAUUUGAGUUUGGACAAAAAAGCAGGUUCUUUAGCUGCCUUGUUGUGCUUCUUGUGUUGGGCUGGAAGCAGUGCUCUCGGUCUUCGCCUCGGCUUCUCUUUGGGUUGGAAGGUGGUUCUGGCAUCUCAGUUAAUCUGCUGGACUGGACAGUUCAUAGGGCAUGGCGUGUUUGAGAAACGAGCACCUGCGCUGUUGGACAACCUCGCUCAAGCAUUCCUCAUGGCACCAUUCUUUGUACUGCUAGAGGCUUUGCAGUAUGCAUUCGACUACGAGCCUACCCCAGGUUUUCACUUCAGAGUCCAAGCCAAAGUUGAUGCCGAAAUCAAGGCUUGGAAGGAAUCGAAAAAUAAGAAAAUUUCUUAAUUUUGAUUUACUUGCUCCAACCUUAUUUAUAUUUAUAUGCUCACUUACUGAAAAUGUGAUCAAACUAUGUAUGUCAGACACGCCCAAUAAUUUGAUCUGUUGUACCUCUAUUACAUUUGGUCAUUCAAGUUCAAAAAUCAAUGUUCAAAAA